Molecule: messenger RNA, 2297 nt
Organism: Aedes albopictus (Asian tiger mosquito)
Lineage: Eukaryota; Metazoa; Arthropoda; Insecta; Diptera; Culicidae
Gene: SCOT
Product: succinyl-CoA:3-ketoacid-coenzyme A transferase, mitochondrial
Exons: 4
Coding region: 422-1978 (518 amino acids)
Biological process (GO): ketone body catabolic process
Cellular component (GO): mitochondrion
Molecular function (GO): succinyl-CoA:3-oxo-acid CoA-transferase activity
Source: RefSeq, a predicted model, not a curated record
CGGCGCGCGGUGUUUAUUUCGUUCGAUCGCAAGUGUUUUGGUGCAUUUUCUUCGCGAAAUCUCCGAACUUCUGUACCUAUCACGUCCGCGUGUGUAGCUGAGCAAGGUAUCGGGGCCCGUCCGUAUAGUAGUUACUUUUGACGUCAAGUGUGUAUACCGUGUACUGUGUGUGGGAGCGCUCGUUCCCGGUUCAUAAUCUAACCACACGCGUCCACUUGUGUCUGUUGACUUCCCCGCGUAGAAGUUCCUGCAGGGGCAUUGGUUGGCUACUGCUGUUCAGUCAGUCGGUAUUGCGAGUUCUAAUCGCGAGCACAUCGCCUCCCGGACGUGAAACUGCCCCGGAUAAGUGAUUCAGUGUGCCUUCGAGAGAAGUUCUGAUUUCGCAUUUUUGCUUCCUACUACGGUGACCGGCGGACAAAAAAUGGCUUUGACCCUGUGCAGCAGUAAGGUGUUCACCGCCUUCCGGAUUAACCAGCGCACCCUGGAGAUCACCAAGGUGCUCGCCUGUCGCUACUCGACAACGAAACGGUGCGGCAAGAUUUUCGAAAACGCCGAGGAAGCCGUUGCCGACAUUCCGGACGGCGCCAAACUGUUGGUGGGCGGUUUCGGGUUGUGUGGCGUUCCGGAGAACCUGAUCGGAGCUUGCGUCAAGAAGGGCAUCAAGGAUCUGACCGUGGUGUCGAACAAUGCCGGUAUCGACACUUUCGGACUGGGAUUGUUCCUUCAGAAGCGCAUGAUCAAACGUAUGAUCGCUUCGUACGUCGGUGAAAAUGCCGAAUUCGAACGGCAGUACCUGACUGGCGAGUUGGAGCUGGAACUCACUCCCCAGGGAACACUGGCCGAACGUAUCCGCGCUGGCGGUGCCGGUGUUCCGGCUUUCUUCACACCCACAGCCUUCGGAACACUGGUGCACGAAGGUGGUGCUCCGAUCAAGUACGGCAAGGACGGAACCGUCGAGAUCGCCAGUCAACCACGACCGAUGCAGAUGUUCAACGGAAAGCCAUACAUCAUGGAGGAGGCCAUCACUGGUGACUUUGCCCUGAUCAAGGCUCACAUUGCUGACGAGGCCGGCAACUUGAUUUUCAACAAAUCAGCACGAAACUUCAACCCAACUAUGUGCAAAGCUGCCAAGACCACCAUUGUUGAAGUGGAGAAGAUUGUCCCGGUCGGUACUCUGGACCCGGACCAGGUUCAUAUGCCAAGCGUAUUCGUUCAUCGGAUCAUCAAGGGAGCCAAGUACGAGAAGCCAAUCGAACGGUUACGAAUCCGUGAACCAAAGAAAGUGGCCUCAGUUGUGGCCUCUACUCCAGCAGCUAAGCAGCGUGAACGCAUUGUGAGGCGGGUUGCCCUCGAAUACAAGGACGGCAUGCACAUCAACUUGGGAAUCGGUAUUCCAGUGCUGUCCUCCAACUACAUCAAGGGAAUCAACGUGUUGCUCCAAUCGGAGAACGGUAUUCUGGGCCUGGGACCGUUCCCAGAGAAACACGAAGUUGAUCCCGACCUGAUCAAUGCCGGCAAGGAGAGCGUCACCGUUGUGCCUGGAGCUUCGUACUUCUCGUCGGACGACAGCUUCGCUAUGAUCCGCGGAGGACACAUUGACAUCACUGUCCUGGGUGCCAUGCAGGUGUCGCAGUUUGGUGACCUUGCCAACUGGAUGAUUCCCGGUCGCCUGGUGAAGGGCAUGGGAGGAGCUAUGGAUCUGGUGGCAGCCCCCGGCACCAAGUGCAUCGUAACAAUGGAACACACCGCCAAGGAUGGAUCGCACAAAAUUCUCGCCGACUGUUCGCUCCCGGUGACGGGUAAGAACUGUGUCGACAUGAUCAUCACCGAGAAGGCCGUCUUCGAUGUCGACCAGGAACGGGGUUUGAUCCUGAAGGAAAUCGCCGAUGGUGUCAGCGUGGAGGAAGUCAUCACCAGCACGGGAUGCAACUUCGAGGUGUCGCCCGAUCUGAAGCCAAUGGGACAGGUUGCGGAAUAAUCGGUCGGAGAAACGUGAGUGUUUGUGUGUCUGUUUUUAGGAAAUGAUAUUCUAUAUACAUGAUAGCCUAUAUGUAUGAUGGUAUCUCACGAAGGAGGGUGCAAUCGUGCGCAGAUUGCAAACAUUUUUAGGGACUCAGGAAAAAAGCAUUUGUUUCUUAUGGCGGUGUCGUCUACCUGUUGCUUUGGUUGCCACACAAAGAUUACUAUAGUACUAGCUAUAACACGAAAUGUAUACAAAUCAUGCUGUUACAAUUGUUAAGUUAUCCGUAUGGUCAAUUUCAACAUAGUCUCUUUUUAAUACACAGUAUGCUAAACUA